Molecule: messenger RNA, 657 nt
Organism: Mesorhabditis belari
Lineage: Eukaryota; Metazoa; Nematoda; Chromadorea; Rhabditida; Rhabditidae
Source: the annotation of a GenBank genome assembly
AUGGACAAUGCCAUCGGCAAUCUUUUUACGACUACAGUUUUGACGUCAAUCGGUUACGGUCACCUCAUUCCAAUCUCCUGGGAGGGUCAAUUCUUCUGCAUGGCUUAUGCCUUGUUUGGUAUCCCACUCACACUAAUCACGAUAGCCGAUGUAGCGAAAUUCUUCUCAGACCGUUUAGGCGGGAAAGACGAUCCAUUUGCUGAGGUUGCCGCAAAUCGUCGCUUCCAAGUGAUCUUCGUCCUGAUGUUCUACAUGGUGAUCUGGGCAUGGAUCUACGAUUUCUUGGAACCAACAUGGGAUUUCCUCAUGUCAUUCUCGUUUUGCUUGGUCUCACUGUUGACGAUCGGCUUUGGGGAUCUGGUUCCCUCCGGGAAAACGGAGCUCGACGUGGCUAUCUCGAUAGGAUUUUUGUUCAUUGGUCUUGUCCUCACAACACUCACUGUGGAAGUGGUUGGAUCGGCAGCAAUUGUUAAAAUGCAUGGACUUGGCAUCUCUGGUUUCUUUAAAGGUCGAAAGUUGGGGAUGUUCAGGAAAAUCCGACCAGAUUCGAAUUCGAAAGAAGUUUGGUUUGCUUAUGUGCCAAAAGAUGCAAGUCGAAUUCCUUAUAUCGAUGAAUCGGCAAGAGAUUCGAUAAAGAACGCAAAACUAUGGGAUUAU